This is a messenger RNA of Asterias rubens (European starfish), 1469 nucleotides long. RefSeq lists its product as uncharacterized. Gene Ontology annotation, molecular function: metallopeptidase activity. NCBI's taxonomy places the organism in Eukaryota, Metazoa, Echinodermata, Asteroidea, Forcipulatida, Asteriidae. The record is from RefSeq and is a predicted model, not a curated record. Bases 1 to 1185 code for a protein of 394 amino acids. The transcript has 6 exons.
AUGCAUGGAGGGGUCAUGUUCAAGUCCAAAGAUCUUUGUGGAGAAAAGAAAACGUUACUUAGCGGAAAUGAAGCCGAGCCAAAUGCUGUUUGGAGACAGAUAUUUACUGAUGUGGAAAUCGCGUAUCACCAACCCGGGGUUCAUCACCGUGAGCCUCGCGGGGCUAGGACCGGACGGGGGAAUUCUCUCGACACCUGGGCCUGCGAGACGGUCAUCCCGCUACCCGAUGAUAUCCGUGCCGAGUUUCCCUUGGACCCGUUCUACCAGAAGUACACCCACGCCUAUGGUAUCCCCAUCAUAUCAUCUGAUAAUUGCGGGGAUGCGGCCGUGAUCCGUGCUUGCUACACGGUACGAUUUCUCUUAGCGGAUCGUAAGGACAUUAGGGAUUCCAUGUUUGACCAGUACGGCCGGGUUGGGGUGAUUGCUCAAUCUGAACGCACAACUGAAAUACCGGAACAUAGCCACCUGGACAGUGAUUAUUACGAUAGCCGGGCUCGUGGGUUAGGCGGUAUACCUAGCAUUCCAAUAACCACGAACGCAGAAGAGAAUCUUUUGUGUCGUUUCUUACAAGAUCUCUGGUAUUUGGAGGAUGUCCUUGUCCAUGAAUUCGCACACUCAAUUCACCGCAUCUCCCUGGACAAAAUAGACCCAUCUUUUUCCGAAACCUUGGCAAGUAUCUACACCAUGGCCAAAGAGGGCAAUCUGUUUCCCAAUACGUAUGCCAUCAGCAAGAUAACAGAAUAUUUCGCAGAAGGGGUGCAGUCAUUCUUCAACGUUCAGACGUGUACCUCGUUUCAGGACGGCGUACAUAACCACAUCUGUACGCGAGACGCAUUGAUGGACUACGAUCCACGGCUGUACAAUCUCAUUGAACAGGUUUUCCCUUGCAAGAAUGUUCUCGUGGAUCGCUGUGAAACCAACCAGACGCUUGCAGCCAACCAGGUAGUAAACAUGAGCUGCGAUGUCUCCGUCACUACCGAGGAUCCAACCACACAAACUACGUCUGCCAGUACCACAGCUGAAGGUUUUGUUUCAGUGGAAGCAACGAAUCUACCAAGAAAUGACGCAAUUAAGAUUGUUGUUGGUGUGAUUGUUCCCGUCGUUGCAAUCGGCGCGGUGAUUGGACUGGUCUUUGUCUACAAACAUUUAAUGACCAAAAAUAUUGUAACAGCCGCACAAAAUUAAUGUGCACGAGUAAAACCUCCUCAAACGCCGUGUCCGAGUCGAGUGACUUCGGCUACAGUUAUGGCUAUGGCUUCAACACUAUAUUGAUGAAGAAUAGUCCUCUUUUCAAUGAUCCAGUGACGUAGGAGAUUUUACCCCCCCCCCCAAUACGGCGAACUGUGUAUACACAUUUCUUCCGAUGAAGCCCCCAUUUAAACCAACCUCCUUCAGUCUAUGGCCCUUUUCGAAACCACGGCUUCGGCUUUGGAUUCGGCUUCAGGCCCCGUCUCGCCUGAAGCCCUGAG